Messenger RNA from Odontomachus brunneus, 6341 nucleotides. RefSeq names its product actin-binding LIM protein 2 (gene Unc-115a). The coding region runs from base 816 to 3227 and encodes 803 amino acids. Gene Ontology annotation, biological process: lamellipodium assembly; cytoskeleton organization. Gene Ontology annotation, molecular function: actin filament binding. NCBI's taxonomy places the organism in Eukaryota, Metazoa, Arthropoda, Insecta, Hymenoptera, Formicidae. The transcript is spliced from 17 exons. The record is from RefSeq and is a predicted model, not a curated record. Gene Ontology annotation, cellular component: actin cytoskeleton.
CUCUGCACUGCAAUGUCGGCCGUCGGCGUACCCUGGUAAGAACGUCGCUCGCGUUUUCCGCGAUUUUCUAAGUGAAACGCGCGUCGUGCGCCUUUGCACCGUCGUCCAGUGCCGUGCUAUGACAGAGUGAUCCGCGACGUGACGAGAAUCAACUACCAGUUCGCCGCAGCUUGUGCCGCCAUCAAAAAUGGAUGAAACACUUGCUUCGUUCUCUUAAAAGACGAAAAGUGCAACCUGGUUCGGCUGAAAAGAACAGAUGUAAAGGAGCGCGAGAUUGUGCACUCGGUAGGACGCAGGCCUCCUCUCCGCAGGGUGGAGUCGACCGUGAAAAAGCGAACAUUAUCUACGUCGACUGUACCGGUUGACAAUCGGGACUCGAGGCACGAGUCUCUACAGGCAGAGUGUGGUUGCUUGGCAGUCGACGAUCGGCAGUCGCGACGACUGUAUCGCACGUAGUGUCGCGACGUUUUCGCGUCGAUUCUCCCACACCAUCCGGAGAGCGAUAACCGCCAACAGCAACUCAGGUCAGCUCAUCCGCAAAUGGCCGGUUAAUCGAAUAAUAAUUUCGUAUCCUGUGAAAUUCUACAUAUAUGCGAAAUCAGACCGCGUCGGGACGAACCGACCGCUUCACUUGGAGGUCUGAAUCGGAUUUUGGCCGGUGUGAAUCGCGCGAAGAUCGUCUUGUUCACGGCUCGACUCGCUAUCUUAUCGGCGUCUCGACGUCACGGCGAAGAUAAAAAGAAAGGAAAGGUGUGAGUGUGCGUGCCGGCUCUCGUGGCCCUGGAGUUACGCAACAGGCGCAGACAGCGGGCGUAAUGAAGUCGAAGACGAGCGAGAGUUUCGUGGCGAGUGAAAGCAACGGGGUCAAGAAGGACGGUGCCGACGAGGUCAAGCAGAAACAGCUGAAGAAAGGUAAAACGUUUUGUCAAUCCUGCAAGAAGAAGUGCAGCGGGGAGGUGCUGCGCGUGCAAGACAAAUACUUUCACAUCGGGUGCUUCAAGUGUGCCCAGUGCAAUGCUAGUUUGGCCCAAGGUGGAUUCUUUGCACGUGAAGGCACCUAUUACUGCACCAAGGACUACCGAGAACGCUGGGGAACGCGAUGCGCCGGUUGCGGGGAAUACGUGGAGGGCGAUGUUGUGACAGCCGGCGAGAAGUACACGUUUCAUCCAAAUUGUUUCCAUUGCCAAAGAUGCCGGCAGCCGCUACUGGGACAGGGGACAAAAGUAUCUCUAGUUCAAGGUCAGGCGCUCUGUCACCGAUGCGUCGGUAUACCGGUUCGCGAGGCCUCCACGCCAAUUGGUAAUAGCGCCGGUACCAGAGGAUCUGGCGAUGGACACACCGACCCUGGUGCUUGCGCUGGCUGUGGAAACCAAUUGAGGGAAGGUCAAGCGUUGGUUGCGCUCGAUCGUCAAUGGCACGUCUGGUGCUUCAAGUGUCACAGCUGCGACACUGUGCUCCACGGGGAAUAUAUGGGAAAGGACGGCGUGCCUUACUGCGAGAAAGAUUACCAGAAGCAGUUCGGAGUGAAGUGCGCCUAUUGCAACCGCUUCAUCAGCGGUAAGGUCCUGCAGGCAGGCGACAAUCAUCAUUUCCACCCGACCUGCGCGCGUUGCACAAAGUGCGGCGACCCGUUCGGCGACGGCGAGGAGAUGUACCUGCAAGGCGCCGCGAUCUGGCAUCCGCGCUGCGGUCCCGGACCCACUGGACCUAACGGCAUCGUGAACGGACACGGGGAUACCCCGCAGCAUCGGGAGUCGGAGCGGAUCUCCAGCAGCGCUUCGGAAAUGCAGUUUUCAUUGCGGUCACGCACGCCAAGCCUGAACGGAUCGCUGUGCAGCCCUUACAGCAGCCUCAGUCGCAAGUAUUAUCCAGCGCGAACUGGAAGUCCCGGUCUGAUCCUGAGAGAAUACGGACGAGGAGCUCCGGAAGAUGUGUCUAGGAUUUAUACGUACUCAUACUUGACUGAAACGCCCAGUCAGGGAUAUUUGAGACGCCCGAUACAGCCGUACGAUAAACCCCCAACUAGCCCGCAUUUCCAUAGACCUAGCUCAUCUCGUUCGAUAAGAAGCAGCGGUGGACGCAGCAGCAGAUCCGGAAUGAGAGCUUUGGUCGACGCUCUGAGCGACACUAGACCGAAAUCACCUGCUAGCCAGGUGGAUAACGACGAGCCGAUCGAAUUAGCGCAUUAUCCGGAUGCGAUGAAGCCACCGCCCGGAGCACAACCGCCCAUCGAGAGAGACGAUUUUCCUGCUCCGCCGUAUCCUUACACUGAUCCUGAGAGACGUAGACGAUGGUCCGACACUUACAAGGGGGUACCUGCAUCUGACGACGAGGAUGAAGUGGACAACAAAACGUAUAUCAAGGAGGCGGAGCAGAAGUUGAAGAAAGAGCAGGACGAAUUGAGUAAGAUCGAUACGGGGAUAGCCAAGGUAUUCCUGCAAGAUCGCGAGAAGGACCGAGAGAAUUUGCGACACAAGGCUGCGAACGUGGAUCCUAGGAACGCCUCAAGGACACCGUCCGCUGCCAGGGAACCUACAUAUAGACUGCGUUACGAGAGUCCUGUUGGCGCAUCACCUUCGCGAAAUAUUGAUCAUGCGCGACCUUGGGAGGACGACGAUGGCUUCAGUUACCGAUCUAGCGGGCCUAGCUACAACGUUGGGAGGUCAUCGGCGCGCUCCCCGGCUCCCAGAAACUAUCCACCCCUUGGUACUCAGCGCGCCUUCACUCUUCCAAACGCCACUAGGCACUAUCAUUCGGGCGACUAUUCGUUCAGUGGGAUGGGCGACAAGACGCACAGCACUGAUUUCUCGUCUGGCAAGUCGGACAUAUCAACAGGCAGCAUCACGGAUGUGGAUCGGCGGGCAUUGGUAUGUACCACAGCCCCAUACUACUCCCGGCGAAUUAGCAUGAAUGAUGGUGGGAUCCUUCCAUCAUCCACCACAUAUACAGGUGGCCUAGGUUCGGUUGUUGGAGGCCACGGGGGUCAUCAUGUAAGGAGAUCGCUGCCGGACAUGGGCGCUGCACCAACCGAACCGCCCAAACUUUAUCCUUAUCAUUUACUCGUUAUCACCAACUACAGGCUGCCAGCUGACGUGGAUCGUUGCAAUCUCGAGCGACAUCUCUCCGACGCAGAAUUCGAGAUGGUCCUCCAAUGCUCCCGUGCGGAAUUCUACAGACUACCACAGUGGCGCCGCAAUGAAAUCAAAAGACGUGCCCGGCUGUUUUAACUCAUGCUAUACACAUUUUACUUAUUACAUCGCCUCGUGUCACGAUUGUGUUACUGUGGUACAGACUGUACAUUCCUACUAUGUGGUAGAUGCAUCGCGGAGAAAAAAAUGUGUUCGACUACCGUUACCAGAACCGUACUUACCCUACCUGUAGACGCAUUAGAUGCUAAUUGGCGGCCCCGCAAAUUCAAGGGACUCCUUUCCAGUAAUUAUAUCAUUAUAGAAAAUAAUCAAAAAGUUGUGUAAUUUUGACGAUGUAUACGAAACAUAUAAUGGAAACACACGAACUAAAGGAAUUGAGGAAAAUCAGAGUCGUAUUUGUAAAUGUUUGCAUAUACAUUAUCACUUUAUAUUUAUUGAUAUUAACAUUAUUUAUUGAAUCUAAAAUUAAAAAGUUAAUUUAUGUGUGACAACAUAAUUGAUAAUUUUGUAAAAAAUUGAAUGAUAGUAACCGAAGAAAAUUACGAGCGGAGUAAGAAAUAGUAACAAAAAAAAGAAUAAUUUAUAGAUAUUACAUAUAUACGCACAAUUACACAUUGAUUGUGUAUGUAUAUGUAUAAAAUAUUUAUAAUUUAGAACUUUAGUUAUUUGUGUGUUUUGUAUACGAAUUUAUAUAUUAGGAGUCCCAAAGUGGGGCCGAGAACGCUGAAGUAAGAUAAGUACGGCGCUGAUUAUUGCGACCAUCUAACUGCCGACGUACACUCGGCAGCGGAGAUGCGAAAUCAAAGUCCUCUAAGUGGGAGCACAAUACACAAACAUACACAAACACACGCAUGUACACACACUGUAAUGACACGAAAGCACUGCCACUUUGUCGUCAAUUUUUUUCUCGCAGCAACGAAUCCACAGGCAGCUUUAUCUACGAUAACCCGAUCUGUUUAGCGACGUAGACGUUUCCGAGUUUUACCAUUCGGAGCGCCAUCGUGACUUGAUUUCAUCUUCACACACGUUGACAAGUGCGCAUUGACUAGCUGAUAUUAACGUAGAGAAGAUAAUCAAAUAGAGGAGGUGAGAGAUAGCAACUAAAAGAAACUCUUGAUACAACUAACUAUUGUAAAUACAAAGUUCGUCGAGAGGUCGAAAGGCGGCGCGGGGAAGCAGCUAGGAAGUUUCAAAGUACAUAAUCGCGUAUUCGCUAGAUCGCAUACAUACAUAUUCUUGCGGACGUUUAUGACGCAGGGAAACGCUACUAAGUAAGGUCUAUCAUUAUUAUUAAUUUUUAACUACUGCUAUUAUUACUAUUAUUAUUAUUAUAUUUUACUACAUGCAACACGAGAAAAGGAAAAGUCUAAGUAGAUGAAGAAGUUCAGCUUGUUGAAUGGUGCGAGUACGUUGACUAAUCGGACGAUUUGCGCGAUCACAUUUUUUAACUUACUCUCUGUGGCAAGGAUUAUUUAAUAGAGUUGCUUGCGCAGUGUCCUUGUAACAAGAUAUUUUAUCCUUUUAAUUAUCCUUGAUGUAUUAACUAAAAGAUGCGUUCUGCGGUGCGGACUGCGAUAGACUUCUUCUACGAUCGCUCGACCACUCUAUUAGUUAGAGUAUAAAUAAGGAAAUCAGGACCAAAUUUAUAGUCGUGGUGGAUGCAGCAGUCGAAACCAACAAGGGCCUUAUACCACCAAACGUAUGUUUUAUUACGUUUCACGAACGCACGGAUUUAUUGCUGUUCAUCAUUGUCGAAAUUUAUAAGCGAUUCUCACGGAAUAUCUCUGAUUCGUUAUUUUGAGGUGUGUGACUUUGGAAACGUGGCAUAAGUGAAGUUUUGAAAAUUUCACGACAGAUAUGCACAUCGUAUUGCGUGAUUCCGCACUCAUCUGUUCAUCCAAAAAAAAAAAGAAAUGCCAGGCGAUUUUUUACAGAUUUUUAAGAGCAAAACUCGUUGAUCACAUGAAGUAAAAUGUGUGAAAUUAAAAAUAUUUUAGACUUAAAGAGAAACACAUCUCACGCCACGAGCACACAGGCUGCACUCUUGUCAUUUUUCGAGGUCAUACUUCAAAAGUUACUUUAUGCUACUUUCGAAAGUGCGAAGCAGCAAUUCCAUUCGCAACCACCACUAAACGAGAAAAAAUGUUGCUUUUGUAGAAGCAACCAGCGAUUGUCCUCCACCCUUAAAUUAGGUCCUGCACAGAACUAAGGUGUUUCCACUCAAUAUAUCAAGCGACAAGUUGAAUACGAAGCGGACGCGCGUUCAUUGAAUAUGUAGAGCUGAUUUAUUCUCUAAGUGAAUGAAACAGAAUUUUUCAUAGAAAAUCGAGAGGAACAUACACGAAGUUCCGAUUGUUACACCGACUAUGUACGAUUAUACGUUAGAUGCGUUCAUUAUGUAUUUAGAUACGCGCGCACGCGCGCGCACAAUAACAAGGUUCACGCGCACUUCGAACGAAAUCGCCAAACCGCCGCUGUUGACGCGUAUAUGCAACGUAUUAUCGAAACAAUUGCGUUUUACUAUUACACUUCGCCUCCUACCCUAAGUCAUGUGCCUACAAGCGAAUGUCGUGGAACAUUUACACGAAGGAGAAAGAGAGGAAGGGUGAGUGAGUGUGAGAGAGAAAGAGAGAGGAAGAAAGAAAGAAAGAGAGGAAUCGUUUGUCUUACGAGCGUCCUACGCACGCUGUACAUUUGUGUAACACUUACAAUUCCUACCGAGGCAACAUAUAUACGCAUGAAAGACGUGUCCCCGAUUUUUCGGGAGAUCUUCGAACGUUUCUCGGGACACUUUCAAAUCCUUGUGUUGCCCGGAAAACGAUUUCAUCACGAAGAAAGUCCGACGUGCUCCAUGAUCAUUAACGUACAAUUCAUUAUUUCGUUAUUUUGAUAUUUCAGACCGACACAGAGUGUUAAUAUCUUCUUGCUUUUUUUUUUUUCUUAUGUCUUAGGUCUAUACUGGCGUAACGCCUUCGUAUAAUCCUUUUGUUUCUUCCUACUUUUGUUUACGGACCAAACGGUCCUCGCGUCGAGUUUUACCGAUUUUGUACCGGGGGUUGGUAUUCUUGAUCAUGGUGCAACGUUUAUUGUUCCCACUGUGCAAUGCGAACCAAUGUAUGUUUCUGUUGUAUAGAGCACAUUGCUUCCGCUAGUCCCUAAAGUUAAAUAAAUGCAAAUGUACGAAAAAGCCAA